CCUCGAAUCCCCAUCCCUUUCCCUGUCUGCGUCCUUGUGCCCAGGCACAUCCUCUGCCCUCACCCUGCCCUUCUCCUCACAGCUGCCAAGUCCAAAGGCAAGGGUGUGCCGAAGGAGGCGUUGAAGGGGCCGGAGGUGUGCACGGACCCCACCCUGCUCGCCACCCAUGCCAUGGGAGUCAACUACUUCAAGGAGGGUCCGGAGGUGGCCCUGAAGCCCGACUCUGAGUACCCCGACUGGCUCUUCAAGAUCCACCUUGGGCCCCCUAAGAAGCUGGAGGAGUUGGACCCUGACACGCUCGAGUAUUGGAGGCGCUUGCGGAAAUACAACACAUGGCAGCGCAACAGGUUGAAGAAGGGCAAGAAGCUGUAGGUGCUGCUGAGCUUGGGGCUUCCCCAUGUGCCAGCACAGGUGACACUGGGACCUGCCCUGGCUUUUGGUCUCUUCUCCUUGCUGUAAAUAAGAAAUAAACCUCUGGUGAAGCUGUUAUAAAAUCUGUUAUAAAGGCUGUGACAAACCCA
This is a messenger RNA of Cyanistes caeruleus (blue tit), 521 nucleotides long. The record is from RefSeq and is a predicted model, not a curated record. NCBI's taxonomy places the organism in Eukaryota, Metazoa, Chordata, Aves, Passeriformes, Paridae.